UUGUACCAUAGUGCAGUCCAUCACUGACCAGUAUGUCAUGUGGCGCAUGACUGUAUGUCACCCAACUCCUGCCAUUAUUUUAUAGAUUAAUGAAGACCAGGUGUAAAACAUGAAUCACCUCUGUGGAGUGUGGAAGGUACAUGGUAAAUGGUCACUGUUAUAAUUAGCUUAUAAUUGACAUGAGGCUUGGUGGCAUGAGAUGGGAGAAUGUAGAUGGGAAAAGACUGGGCACUGAGGAUUUAAGCAGGGAUGGGCAUGAUGAAAGUAUCACUCAUCAUGUAUAAUUCAACAGCUUUACCUCUAAGGUUCCCACCAAUCUUCUCUACUUCCUCUGGAGACUUGAUUUCCUCCUCUGACUGGAUCAUUGGGCCAGACUACAGAGAGGUCCUUGGUGGUCAGUUUGAUAAAUUCUUAUUUUCACUCCUCCAGUUCAUUCUCAUGUCUUCCUCUUAUAGACUAGUUAUAGAUAGUUUUUCUCAUACAAACCUCAUCUUCUCUUUUCCCUUAUUCUCUACCCAUAAGCCUCCCCAAAAUCUUCAGUUCUGCUUAAGAGGGACAUCACCACUAUGGCCUCAGCAAUACCCCUGGAAAUGAUGUGGGAAGAGGUCACAUGUGCUAUCUGCCUUGAUCCCAUGGUGGAUCCUGUGAACAUCGAAUGUGGCCACAGCUUCUGCCAAGAAUGCAUCUCUCGGGUUGGGAAAGACGGAGGCAGUGUCUGUCCUGUGUGCCGGCGGCACUUUAUGCUCAGGCACCUCAGGCCCAACCGGCAGCUAGCCAACAUGGUGGAAAACCUUCGACGAAUAGGCCAGGAUGCCAAGAAAGACACACAGGGAGCGCGCUGUGCUGUGCAUGGAGAGAAACUUCACCUGUUCUGUGAGAAAGAUGGGCAGGCCCUUUGCUGGGUGUGUGCCCAAUCCAAGAAACACCGUGACCACACCAUGGUCCCUAUUGAGGAGGCUGCUCAGGAAUAUCAGGAGAAGCUCCAAAAGGCAUUAGAGAAACUGAGAAAAAAGCAGGAGUUGACCGAGAAGUUGGAAGUGGAUCUUGCAAUGAAGAGAGCAGACUGGAAGAGGCAGGUUGAGACACACAAAUCAAGGAUUCAUGCAGAGUUUAUGCAGCAGAAAAUCUUUCUGGAUGAAGAACAACAGAGGCAGAUGCAGAAGCUGGAGAAGGAUGAGAUGGAACAACUUAGAAUCCUGGGGGAGACGGAAGCUGAACUGGCCCGGCAAAGCCAGGCCCUGCAAGAGCUGAUCUCGGAGCUGGAGUGGAAGAGUCGGGGCUCAGCACUGGAGCUCCUGCAGGAGGUGAAAGUUGUCCUGGAAAGGAGUGAGUCCUGGAACCUGAAGAAGCUGGACAUUGACUCCCCAGACCUAAGAAGUAUCUGUCACGUGCCAGGACUAAAGAAAAUGCUGAGGACCUAUGGAGUAUACAUCACUCUGGAUCAAGACACAGCCAAUCCAUGGCUCAUCCUUUCAGAGGAUAGGAGACGAGUGAGACUUGGAAACACCCGACAGGAUGUACCAGAAAAUGAAGAGAGAUUUGAUAAUUACCCUAUAGUCCUCGGUGCCCAGAGCUUCAACUCUGGAAAACACUACUGGGAGGUAAAUGUGACAGGAAAGGAGGCCUGGGACCUGGGGGUCUGCAAAAACUCUGUACGGAGGAAGGGGCAAUUUUUGGUCAAUACUGAGAAUGGUUUCUGGACAAUUUGGUUGUGGAACAAAGAAAAGUAUGAGGCUGGCACUUGUCCCCAGACUCCCCUCCAUCUUCAGGUGCCUCCGUGCCAAGUUGGGAUUUUUUUGAAUUAUGAGGAUGGCAUCGUCUCCUUCUAUAACAUCACAGAUCAUGGCUCCCUCAUCUACACCUUCUCUGAAUGUGCCUUCACGGAACCCCUGCGGCCCUUCUUCAACCCUGGUUUCAAUGAUGGAGGAGGAAAUGCAGGCCCUCUGUCCCUCUGUCCACUGAAAACGGGAUGGUCAAAAUCGGGUGUCCCUUCUCAGCCAUGAACCCUGCCUUUAUCCCAUGAACUCUGAACUAUCUUGUCUCUGCAUAGGUGGCAGGGUCUCGGCAAGCAGGCUUUAGCAGGGAGAUCACUGAAAGCCAGAUGACCUUCAAUAUCAAUAUCCCUGCCCUAGAUUCCUUUAGGAUGCCCUCAAGUGAAGGCAAUUCCUCAUAUCUGACUCAAAACUCGACCAAAAACCAUGUUUCUGCCUCCUUUAUGUGACUUGUAUAACAAUAUCUAUCUCCAGGCUAUUACCUUUGGCCUGUCUUUUUCAUGGUUUGGAAAAGGGCUUCCUAAAUACAUUGUGCUUUCAGUCUCCAAUUUA
Marmota flaviventris (yellow-bellied marmot) is the source of this 2324-nucleotide messenger RNA. RefSeq names its product tripartite motif containing 21 (gene Trim21). Gene Ontology annotation, molecular function: protein binding; zinc ion binding. Lineage: Eukaryota; Metazoa; Chordata; Mammalia; Rodentia; Sciuridae. The record is from RefSeq and is a predicted model, not a curated record.